Molecule: messenger RNA, 2380 nt
Organism: Ceratosolen solmsi marchali
Lineage: Eukaryota; Metazoa; Arthropoda; Insecta; Hymenoptera; Agaonidae
Gene: Gnptab
Product: N-acetylglucosamine-1-phosphate transferase subunits alpha and beta
Exons: 7
Coding region: 117-2339 (740 amino acids)
Biological process (GO): carbohydrate phosphorylation; N-glycan processing to lysosome
Cellular component (GO): Golgi apparatus
Molecular function (GO): UDP-N-acetylglucosamine-lysosomal-enzyme N-acetylglucosaminephosphotransferase activity
Source: RefSeq, a predicted model, not a curated record
GACGAUGGUCGCGGGGAGUGCUGAUAGGCGGUGAAAGGACGCGAGCUGCGGCGCUUGCGACAAAGCUCGGCGAUGACGGUGUCAGGAUCGAGGUGAUCCUCGGGAGCGUCUACGAGAUGAGCGCUUGGAAGCUUGUGCAGAGAAGAUGCUACGAUCUCCUAUCCCAUCGCUAUUCGCUCCUCGUUGUCCUCAUAGCUCUUACCUGCAUUUUUGUCGGGGUUAUUCACUUCGGUGAGGUAUGGAUAGCGUGGAGCAAAGAAAAGUACAAAGCAGUAUUUCAUUCCUUCAACGACAACAUUCUUGGUAUAUCAUUUCAAAGACAACUUUGUCAGCAUGUUCCCAUUGACGUUGUAUAUACUUGGGUCAAUGGUUCAGAUCCGCAGUUCCUCGAAAAUUUGAAGAAAUAUGUUUCUGCAACGAAUGCCAAUAGUGCAGCUUCGAGAUUUAACGACAAAGACGAGUUAAAGUAUUCUCUUAGAUCUUUAGAGAUGUAUGCCCCAUGGAUAAGGAAAGUAUACAUUGUCACUAAUGGUCAAAUACCAAAUUGGUUAGAUAUGGAUAAUCCAAGAGUCUCUUUAAUUUCUCACAAGGACAUAUUUAUUAACAAUAGCCAUUUACCAACUUUUUCGAGCCCGGCCAUAGAAAGCAAUAUUCACAGAAUUCCCGGUCUAUCUAACAAAUUUCUAUACUUUAACGAUGAUGUAAUUUUGGGUGCCGCUGUUUGGCCCGAAGAUUUCAUAACAUGGGCCAAUGGACAGAAAGUUUACUUAGCAUGGUGGGUCCCAGACUGUUCGGAUAUAUGUCCAUGGGCUUGGGUUCAAGACGGAGCCUGCGACCCCACUUGUAAUACAACUCUGUGCGAAUUCGAUGGAGGCGAUUGUGACUUUUCGUCGUUAGAUGUGACCGAAAAAGAGGCAAACGAAGGUGAAAACGAUUAUCCGUAUGGUUUUUUACACGAAUCUCAAACUGAAUUGGACCGAACGAAACUCCAAAAUACUCUAAAAUUUAAGGAAAAAUUAGAUAUUAAUAUUAAAGAAAGUAAUAAUUCAAAUUUUAUAGCUAUUCGCUCUCUACUUUAUCAACAUAAUUCAUGGAAUAAUUUAAAAGAUUUUGAUGCGAAUAAUAUGAGAUUAAAAAGCAAAUCUAAAGUUUUGUAUAAACUUGAUAGGAGUACCGAUAAAAUUAAUAGAGCUAUUUAUUCAACUGAGAAAAAACAUGCUCCUAUUCCAUCGACCAACGGAUCUGGUAAAAUUGACAAACGAACGCUAACAAAACUAUUUGUAAAUGAUGAUAUUAUAAAUUUAGUACACGAAAAUGAAUCUGCAAAAGGCAGUAAACUCGAGUAUGCGGGUCGCCAAAAGAAAAGACCUCGAAAUCUCGAUACGUACGCAGAGUCACUUCUAUACGUAAAUAAAAUUUAUAAUAAAGCUUACGGCUUGGAACGUCGUCGAGUACCUGCUCAUAUGCCUCAUUUGUUAGAUAAAACCGUUAUAAUUGAAAUGCAAAAAAAAUUUUCUAGAGAAUUUGAUAAAACGUCGAGCCAUCGUUUGAGAAAUCCCGAGGACAUGCAAUUCGCCUUUUCUUACUUUUACUUUUUACUCAGUGAAAAACGUCUGGUAUCGGCUGAAGAAAUAUUUGAUGCAUUUGAUACGGAUAAAUCACAGACAUGGUCGGAUAGAGAAAUUCGUACGCUAUUGGCAAGAAUGUAUCCAUUGCCGUUAGAUUAUAAUUUAGUUAUUAAUUUUGAAAGUGCCAUAACCAAUUGCUCCCGUUUAAUUGAUUUGCAAGAUAUGUCUACAGUUUCUCCGCCACCGGGCGAGCGCUAUUUGGACUCUACUUUGCCCACGGUCAGUCGGGAACUAAUUCUCAAGUGUGAUUCAAUCGUCAGUAAGAUGCGUUUCAAAUUCGGAAAACAUGGAAAAUAUCCGCACAAAGUAAUCGAAGCGGGAAAGGAUGAAAUAUUCGAAAUGUUGACCAGCAAUAUAUCAACAACAGUGAAGUUACUAGAUGAAAUUCGAAGCAAUCCAAAAAAAUUCAUAUGUCUUAACGACGACAUGGAUCCAGAUCGAGGCACCGAAAAUGAAAUAAUUCGUGAUCUGCUCAACGACUUUUAUCGCUCUUUGUAUCCGAUACGCAGCAGUUUCGAGCUGCCCGCUCAAUACCGUAAUCGCUUCACUUACCGAGAUGAAUUAUUAGAAUGGCGAUCCAAUCGCGCCAGAGCACGAAAUGUGAUGUUACUUUUAAUAGUAUUAUUAGUUAUCCUCACGUUUUACCACACGUUUCGCUAUAAAAUACGGAGAUUCUGCAUAAUUCGUACGCUACCCACUCUACUUGUUUAGUAUCCGAACGCAUUUAUUGCCAAAUAAUUUAACAAUACUCU